Danio aesculapii is the source of this 1829-nucleotide messenger RNA. RefSeq names its product YY1 associated factor 2 (gene yaf2). Gene Ontology annotation, cellular component: nucleus. The record is from RefSeq and is a predicted model, not a curated record. Bases 88 to 636 code for a protein of 182 amino acids. Lineage: Eukaryota; Metazoa; Chordata; Actinopteri; Cypriniformes; Danionidae. Gene Ontology annotation, molecular function: DNA binding; transcription coregulator activity. The transcript is spliced from 4 exons. Gene Ontology annotation, biological process: positive regulation of DNA-templated transcription.
CGACAGCUGGGAGCCGCGCGAGAGGAGGACAGAGCGAGCGCGAGAGGCGGCGGUGCCUGCAACGCUUCCCACAAAACUUUCUGCAGCAUGGGAGACAAGAGGAGUCCGACGAGGCCAAAAAGGCAAGCGAAGCCCUCCUCUGACGACGGCUAUUGGGACUGCAGCGUGUGUACAUUCAAGAACACCGCCGAAGCGUUCAAAUGCAUGAUGUGCGAUGUCAGGAAGGGCACGUCAACCCGGAAACCUCGUCCUGUUUCCCAGCUGGUAGCCCAGCAAGUCACACAGCAGUUUGCUUCAGCCACUCUGCCCAAGAAAGAGAAAAAGGAGAAGACGGAGAAGGAUAAGAAUGAGAGAGAACCCACACUGAAAAAGAACAACCACAAGAAAAUGAGGCCCAGGUUAAAAAAUGUGGACCGAAGCAGUGCACAGCAUCUGGAGGUGACGGUGGGAGAUCUGACAGUUAUCAUAACAGACUAUAAGGAGAAAACAAAGCCCUCGUCCAGUUCAUCCUCCAGCGCAACAUCUGCAGAUCACCACAGCCAGAGUGGGUCCAACUCAGACAACACAGAGAAGGGCAUUUCCAGAUCCUCGUCCCCUCGAGGAGAAGCUUCCUCACUCAAUGGGGAAUCUCACUAGAAAACCGUGGAUUACUUCCAAAAAUAUAUCCAUUUUAAAAAUCAACAGGACCACGCUUAUGUAUGCCAAGACUUACAGACUUAACCCAGCAAUAUAAGCCAUCUCUCACUACUACCACAGUUAUAGGAUCUGGAGACAUAGGAUUUGACUCGUCCUCGUUUGUUACAACACCCAGUAGGUCAGCUUGAGAUGAGCUGUAGACUUUGUAAGCAAUUUUGAUGAUUGAAUUCGAUGACAUUUUUGGCAAUUUUAUUAACAUCGUAGUAUUAUGAAUCGAAUAAGUGUUGUCUGUUUGGAUUCGGACAUCAUCAACAGUCAUUCUUGUUUGUUUUUACUGCCGUGACUAAACUAUUUCUUCAAACAACAAUCUGUAAUUGCUUCAACAGCACCUGAGGCUUACAAAACAUGUUGAUUCAACUGGAACGCUGUCAAAAAUGUAUUUGCUUUUACAUGAAUGAAAUGUCAGUUGCGGUUAAUAUACUUUAAAUGCAUUACAGGGUGGGCAUCAAAAGGGUUAUUUUAACCCAAAAUGAACGUUUUAUACUUUCAAAUCCAUAAGACUUUUGUUGAUCUUUAAAACAGAAAUGAAGAAAUUUUGAAUAAUUCUGUAAGAUUUCUUUUCAUUCAAAGUCUGUUCAUCUAAAACUCUGAUGCUACCAUCAUAAAGAGAUCAAAUUUAUAUGAUGAACGGAUUUAAUUUGUGCUUUUAUUUACAAACUUUGAACGGAGGGAUUGACAUCUUUCAUAUUUUAUUAAGAAAAUCUUCUUUCGUUCCAAAGAUGAGCAAAUGUGUUAUGAAUAUUUGUUUUGGGGCCAUCCAUGAGUAACUGUGAACGAAACGGGAUUUCCUUUCUUUUUUUUUAUUUUGUUGUUGCACCUGCUGGUACUUUGUACGGUUUUAAGAGAAAAUCUUGAAAUUGUUUGUUCAUUUGUUCUCCUUCAUGCCUUUUUUUAAAACAUUUGUCAUGGUAGAUUGCAUCACUUGUUCGGCUAGUUGUUCUUCCAGCUGUUUUAUUUUAGAUUGUCUCUAUAAUUCUGUUAAAUUCCACAUGAAACAAGGUUUAUGACUAAAAAAGAUGGAAGAAAUGUAUUUGUAAUGAUGAUGAUUCAUCCCUUCCUUUAUGAUGGUAAUGGUGGUAUAUAAAUAUAUUGCAGUAUAGGAAAUAUCUCUUAAUAAAAUUUAAGAUUUAGAC